Penicillium odoratum is the source of this 1782-nucleotide messenger RNA. RefSeq names its product putative bZIP transcription factor. Bases 1 to 1782 code for a protein of 593 amino acids. The record is from RefSeq and is a predicted model, not a curated record. The transcript has 2 exons. Gene Ontology annotation, molecular function: DNA-binding transcription factor activity. Gene Ontology annotation, biological process: regulation of DNA-templated transcription. NCBI's taxonomy places the organism in Eukaryota, Fungi, Ascomycota, Eurotiomycetes, Eurotiales, Aspergillaceae.
AUGGCACGGUAUUCUCAGUUUGAAUUCUACCAGCAAAAUCCAUCGCCAUUAGAUGUUUCCCAGUCAGAAGAGGAGGAGAUGAACGUGUUAGACGACAAAAUUCUCGACUCCACCUCCCCCGGUCUUUCUGAUCCGCGACGUGCUUCAUACGACGAGGCCUACUCACAUCGGAAUUCUGUCUGGUCUAACUACUCAGGCUCCGAUCAGGCUCGUCCAACAUCGCUAGGACAGGCCGUUUUGGACUCGGGCGUUCCCUUCAUGCCCGUGGACGGGGCCCACUACGCUCAACCAUGGUCUCUAUCCCGGACUGCUUCCGGCUCAUGUACUCCUACCGCUUACGAUCAGUAUCCAUCAGAAGAGAGCAGUUCCGCGCCCUUUCAGGGGGGUGCAGUAGGACCGGUCGGCUCUAUCCCUAUGGCAGUUUCAUAUCGAGGUGCCAUGGGCUUCCAGCCGCCGGGUGGGGUCGCCAUGUCCCCGCAGUCUAGCCAAGGUUGGAUGCCGGCGCCUAUGGAAUUGUCCGAUGUGAAUCCGUCUAAAAGUCAUUAUCGCAAUGGGUCACCGUUGAUGCUUAGACGUGAUGGGAUUCGGAAGAAGAACGCUCGCUUUGAGAUCCCGGCGGAAAGGACGUUGAACAAUAUCGACCAGCUCAUCAACCAGUCGACGAACGAUGAUGAGAUCAAAGAACUCAAGCAGCAGAAGCGGUUACUACGGAAUCGCCAGGCCGCAUUGGACUCUCGCCAACGCAAGAAGCUCCACACCGAGAAGCUGGAGGAAGAGAAGAAGCAGUAUGCUCAUGCAAUGACGCAGAUGGAGGAAGGCAUCGCAAGACUUCAACAGCAAGAGGCAGAACUACUUGGCAAGCUCGCCGCUCAAGAGCAGCAGUUCACCCAGUUCGUGGAAGGCUUGCAAUUUGAAAAGAAUGAGAUGAUCCGCGUGCACACCCUGGAGACAGCUGAACUUCGGAAGAAAAACAACAUCCUCUUGGAGACCAUCGAGAAGCUCGAACGCGGCAUCAAACCCGGCAUGGAACCCCAUGGCGAGUUCGGCUUCGACAAUAUGUCGAUGGACGGCCAUCCAUGGGACGAGUUCUCGAUGGCCAACGGACUCUCUAUGCAAGACCAAAUACCCACUGCGCCUGCGCCAUCACAUGCUCUCACCCACAACGAAAGAGCCGAGAAGCCCCCCAACUCAGAAUACCCAUUCAGCUGGAACGCCUUCUACAUGUGUCUCCUCUUCGGUGCAUUUAUCGCCUCCAACAACAUCUCCCUCCCUGGCCGAAACCUCCCCCAGCUGUCAGACGAGUACCGUGCUGAAUCAGCCAACGUCCUGAAGGCAGUCCUAGCUUCAUCCCCCUCGGACCUCACCCACCCCACCGUACCCCCUAGCGGCCCUAGUGCACCCAUGAUGGAAAUGAACAUGGGCAUGGGUUCCUCCACGCUAGACGAACUACACGAUACCCUAGUCAUCCCAACCGAGGAACAAGAGCGCGCACAAGCCUUCGCAAUGAAUGUCGAUCAGUAUAACUCCCUAACGACCUUCGAAGGAGACGGCUUCAAGUCGCAGUCGCAGCCGCAGCCGCCGCAGCCGUCAAAUCUGCAACAGGCACUGGCGGCUAUGCGUCAUAAUGCGGCUCAGCAUUCUCGGAUGCAUGCCACUUCUAAUGUGUACACUAGGUCGCUUAUGUGGGAGCGGGUCCCGCAGAAAGUGAUCCAUGAUUUCCGUCGGAUGGUUCAGGAGUUUGGGGCGCCGGUCAAGCAGGAGAUGGGCUUUCAGUCUGCUUGA